GAGGUGGAUCCCAACACACAACUGUCAGAUACAACUUCUGCUUUCACUGCGCUGCACUGAUUUGAAUAUGAAGUAAAUGUCAUAGCUGGGUGUUUCUGCCGUGACAGCUGCACACAGCUACCCGGCUUAACAGAGCUGCAGUUUCACAAAGUCUCACCGACGACGACUUCAAACCGAGAGUUGGUGUACUACAAAUAACAAGAGCUUGAAGCCAGACAGGAAAACGUUAAUACACUUCAGAAAAAUGCAAAAAAGAUGCCUUCACUGUCCUCUGGAAUGGAUAGUCUGAAGUAAUGGAAAACAGAGAGGAGAGCCCUGCAGACGAACAGGCCCCUACUCCUCCAGAGCGAGGCCUGCUCCACACAUGGCAGUCAGCAGGCCCCCUGGCGCAGCUCUGUCCGGGGAGAGUGCUGCUGGCCAGGCCCGUCCUGCAGGUGGCCCUUGGAGAACACCAUGGACUCCUGCUCACACAGGGUGGACAGGUGUACUCUUUUGGAGAGUUGUCAUGGAGGGAUCUGAGCGUCCCGGUGUCUGCUCCCCUGCUGGAGGCCUCUCUGAUGGGGAGGGUGGUGGUCCGCGUGGCUGCCGGUGGUUUUCACUGUGGAGCACUGAGCGAGCAGGGCAACGUCUACAUGUGGGGGGAGAACACUGCAGGACAGUGUGGGCUGACUGAGAGGGACACAGUCACAAACAUCACAGAGCCCUGCCCGGUCACAGUGGUGGACAGCGAGGCCGUUCCUCCAGCAGGGGUUCGGGUUGUGGAUCUGGCUCUUGGACGGGAGCACAGCCUGGCUCUGUCGGCCCAGAACGAGCUGUGGGCCUGGGGCAGCGGCUGCCAGCUCGGACUGGUCACCAGUACCUUUCCUGUGUGGAGACCUAAGAAGGUGGAGCAUCUGGCAGGCAGACAUGUUAUUCAGGUGGCUUGUGGUGCCUACCACAGCCUGGCCGUGGUUCGCAGUUUACCUCCACAGAAGACCCAGAAUCCUUCUGAGAAGAGGGAGCGGGGUCAGUCACCUCAUUAUUCAGUGACUGAAAGGGAAGAGCAGCUUGCAGUGGAUGCCGGUCACUACUGUCCGCUGGGGGUGGAGCUGAGUGAGUUCAUGACAGGCGAGAGCUCUCCCAGAAGAAGAGGCCCCAGACGAAGGCUGCAUCCUGGGGGAAGGUCAGCUGGCAGCAGUCCUGGCUCUGCAACCGGUUCAUGUCCACAUUCUGAAGAUGGCAAAUCUUACACUAAACAGACUAAUCUUGCAUUUGGGCACCCUCUCAGUGAGACUGACAGCAGCCCAAAGUCUCACCGGCCCUUAGGCUGGAGAGCCAAUAAGAACUCUGCGUCCUCUGAUGGAACGGAGAUUAAUAACCUCCUCCAGAAACUCUCCAGUCAGCCCUUGGAGAUUCACCAGAGUACCGGCCCAGGAGACACUGACUCACUGAGCAGUUACACUUCAGAUGACAGCUGUGUUUCCUCGACUCCUUCCACGGAUGUGUUGACUUCCAGUUACAAAGAAGACUCACCAAUUAAGGGUCAAUCCAACAAUGGAGUGGCUGUGGCGUACUCCUCCUCCCCAGUGUGUUUGGAAGAAGUUCGGCUCUGUCUGGAGGCGGAGAAACAGGCACUACAGGGGCAGAAGAGCACCAGUCUCACAAAUAUAAACCAGAAGGGGAACGCAGCAGCCAACAGGAGACGCUCCCUACCUGGAACACCCACCCGUGGGUCUCCACAGCGACGGAGGCCUUGUGCCUGCAGGCCGUCCUCUGCAGGUCGGACCCCGACCGCGGCCCCGGAGGAGGCUGGAGCCGGGCUGCCUUCUCUGGAGACAGAAGUGUGGAGCUGGGGCCGCGGGUCGGAGGGGCAACUGGGCCACGGAGACCAGCUGGCCAG
Molecule: messenger RNA, 1879 nt
Organism: Notothenia coriiceps (black rockcod)
Lineage: Eukaryota; Metazoa; Chordata; Actinopteri; Perciformes; Nototheniidae
Product: alsin-like
Exons: 12
Biological process (GO): endosomal transport; regulation of GTPase activity
Cellular component (GO): cytoplasm; dendrite; intracellular membrane-bounded organelle
Molecular function (GO): guanyl-nucleotide exchange factor activity; small GTPase binding
Source: RefSeq, a predicted model, not a curated record